GUCUGUCAUUCAUGUUGUUAUGAUGAGUGACAUCGAUUGAAAAGAAACAGAGGGGGCUCAUGUUAUCUUCGCGUGUUAUCAAUCUAGAGUCUUUGUACUUCUCCAACGCGAACAAGUGAAAUGGCGAGGCGAUUCCUGUCUGCCCCAAAUCCGUGUACGUCUGUCAAAUUCGGCGAGGCUUCUUUCGAGCUAUUAUCGGAUUUUCUAAUAAAUAUCAACGAUGAAAAUAAAGACAACCUUUGCGGUUUAACAAAAUGCAGCGGCCAGUUCAAAGACAAAAAAGUGAUGGAAUGCAUCUUCCUCAUAACUGAAAAGUUGAGACUUGAUCCGCUGGUUGGAUAUAAUGCUAUUGAAAUUCUGGAAAGGUUCAUGGUAAAGCACCUUCAAGAUCUGUUUACCACACCCACACUUCAAGAUGCAGCUGCUGGUCGACCGAGUUGUUAUGAGGAUCUUGUUUUUGACAAACUGAAGGAGAAAUUCCCUCUGAUUGUCUUCUCCUCUGUACAGCUAGCUAGCAAACUCUCAUUGCACCGUUAUGCAAUUGACAACAACACUGCUGUGCAGUUUCUUCACUCGAUGGGCCUCAGUGUUUCUAAGCAGAUUCUCAUGGAAUCGGAGCUCAUGAUCUUGAAAGGGCUCGAAUUCAGACUUAAUACCCUUAAUCCUUUGACGUAUGUGGAAACCCUUCUGGAAGUGCUUGGGCACAAUGAGUCAUCAGUCCCUGUGGACCAACUACAGCCCUUGUAUUACCAUAUUCUCCAGUUCAUUUUCCUGCAGAAGACUGACAUUUAUGAAUCCCUGUUAAUGGCAACCACUCAGUGUCUCAACCCAUCACAACAGCAGAGGGAGAAGUUUUUGACUGUAAAGGAAGACUAUAUGCUUCUUGCUGUUGGGGUCAUCGCCAUUGCAAUAUACAUUUUUGAUGUCAGCAAAUGGGAACAGGUGGUAGAGGAACUGAACCACAUAACAGGGGUCUCAUGCAGGAGCAUCAGGGAUUUUACUCAUGUGACGUUGUUGCACAUUACCAGGACCUUACCCCAGUAACGUCGACUUGAGUCUCGACAAAAUUCUUCGAAUGAAAAUCCCCGAAAAAAAAGUUUGUGGUUUUAACGGUGACGUUUAUUUUCCACUGUAGGUUUUACUGAAUGGUUAUAAUAAUUUUAUUUUCCUGAAUAGGGCAGUUGAGCACUUUGAACUAGUGGCCAUAUAUUCUCAGUUGGUUUUCAUAUCUGUUAUUAUCAACUUUACAAUUGCCGUCAUUUAAAGGACCUUUCAUUAAAAAGA
Lampris incognitus (smalleye Pacific opah) is the source of this 1284-nucleotide messenger RNA. It is a transcript of the gene cntd1, whose product is annotated as cyclin N-terminal domain containing 1. The transcript has 7 exons. Gene Ontology annotation, cellular component: site of double-strand break. The record is from RefSeq and is a predicted model, not a curated record. Bases 121 to 1044 code for a protein of 307 amino acids. Lineage: Eukaryota; Metazoa; Chordata; Actinopteri; Lampriformes; Lampridae. Gene Ontology annotation, biological process: reciprocal meiotic recombination.